AUGGUUUACAUGAGUCUCGUGUCUGCGGCGUUCGCCUUCCUUUGCCUUGGCGCCAGUUCCGCAGCGCCUGUCACUAACGAUCGCUCUGUGAUUUGGAUGGUAAUAGAUUACCCGAUGAUUGACUUCGGAGUCCAGGUUGAAUAUUGCGAUGAUGGAUCCUCCCAAGAAUGCGACUUCCAAAGUGUAAACAUGGACGAGUGCACUGCGUUGAACAAUGCGUGA
This is a messenger RNA of Penicillium verhagenii, 222 nucleotides long. RefSeq lists its product as uncharacterized. The record is from RefSeq and is a predicted model, not a curated record. The transcript is spliced from 2 exons. Lineage: Eukaryota; Fungi; Ascomycota; Eurotiomycetes; Eurotiales; Aspergillaceae. The coding region runs from base 1 to 222 and encodes 73 amino acids.